AUGAUGGUUUUCCAGGUCAGGCUUCCGCCAGAAGUCAAUCGGAUUCUUUAUAUCAAGAAUUUACCGUACAAAAUAACCGCGGAGGAAAUGUAUGAUAUUUUUGGAAAAUACGGCGCCAUUAGGCAAAUUCGAGUCGGAAACACUCCGGAGACGCGGGGUACGGCUUUUGUGGUUUACGAGGAUAUAUUCGAUGCAAAAAAUGCUUGCGAUCAUUUAUCGGGAUUCAACGUAUGCAAUCGUUAUUUGGUUGUGCUCUACUACCAGGCGAAUAAGGCGUAUAAACGGAUGGAUACCGAAAAGUCAAGGGAUGAACUAGAAAAAGUGAAAACGAAAUAUGGUCUGGGUGGUGAAAUCAAGAAAGACGCUUAA
Molecule: messenger RNA, 369 nt
Organism: Soboliphyme baturini
Lineage: Eukaryota; Metazoa; Nematoda; Enoplea; Dioctophymatida; Soboliphymatidae
Source: the annotation of a GenBank genome assembly